Molecule: messenger RNA, 1948 nt
Organism: Helicoverpa zea (corn earworm)
Lineage: Eukaryota; Metazoa; Arthropoda; Insecta; Lepidoptera; Noctuidae
Product: zinc finger protein 782-like
Exons: 1
Coding region: 272-823 (183 amino acids)
Biological process (GO): regulation of transcription by RNA polymerase II
Cellular component (GO): nucleus
Molecular function (GO): DNA-binding transcription factor activity, RNA polymerase II-specific; RNA polymerase II transcription regulatory region sequence-specific DNA binding
Source: RefSeq, a predicted model, not a curated record
ACUCCAAACUUACGUUUUGACGUCCAGGAUUGUGGUUACAUCGAAUUUAACAAAAAUAAUACUUAAAAAUACUCAAAUAUUUACUAGUGUUACAUAAUUUAUAAUAGAAAUAAACAGUGUCAAGCAUUAAAUACAGAUAUCGGUGUGGUUACAAGUAUAAGGUGUUUGUGAGACAAUUUUGUGCAAGUGUCUUUGCCUACGUGUAGAUUUUACAAAAUCUAUUAAAAAACUGUCCAAUUAUAGUAUGAAAGCUUGAUAAAUCGGCUUAGUUAUGAAUAAAAAACCAGUGAGAACCGGCCCCAGGAUCAGGAUAACGAGACCCGCAUUAAAAUCACGAAAACUCGACGACCCCGUUGCUAUAUUCGACGAUCGAAAAUAUAUCUAUUCCUGUCAGUAUUGUCGGUUGAAGUUUACACAAAACAGUCAGUAUUUUCGCCACAUGACUUCAAACCACGAGAUACAGCAGAAAGCAGCGACCUUCGAGUGCAAUGACUGUCAAAUUGUGUUCAGUAAGAAGAGUAACUUGGAUCUGCAUUGUCAAACGCAUCAUCAGAUAAAGAGUAAGUCGAAAUGCGAGAGUUGCGCUAUUACGUUCAAGUCCCGCUACUGUUUGCGUCGACAUUUGAAACUGAAGCAGAUUCUGCAAGAAAAUUCGUGCUUUAAGUGUCAGAAAAAGUUUACAAGCAAAGAGGGUUUAGCCAAACAUGUGAAAAAUAAACAUACUUUUAAAAAUGUGACGUUUCAAUGUGAUCUAUGCUCUCUAAAGUUUAAGGCAGAGGAAUCUCUACGCAGCCAUUUAGGACGCAUUCACAAAAAAUUAUGAUUUUAUAGAAAAUUUUUGUUAGUUUAAGGUUUCAUUAUGAGUACUUCGAGAGAUUAAAAACUAGUAAAUAAUUGUAGAUUAUUGUGUAUAAAGUAAUUCUUAAGUUAUUUUCUAUUGAUUUCUUAUUACGUUAUGUCUGUGCUGGUUAAACAACUACAGUUUUGGGUGGUUCAUAUAACAUGUGUUGUGUGACAGAUAAAUAUAUGUAAAAUGUUUCUUAGUAACCAAAAUUUACUGUUGACUUCUGGAAGCCCAUGUAUUAAAGUUUAAUAUACAGGUUUAAUGUACAACAAUACUAAAAGCACAUAUAAUAUUUGAAAACAUUUGUUUCGAGAAUUGCAAUGUUUAGGAUUUGCAAUAAUAUUUUCAAUCAUGUUAAAUAUUUAAUUUAACAAUUUUUGUAACUCAAGAUGUGUGCAAGGGAAUACGUAAUAAAAUCAUAGAUUUAGGACCCUGCUACUAUUUAAUAGAUUGGCAAUGCAUGACACAGAUCCAUAAAUAUUGACUCCAAAACAUGAAAUAGGGGCCUGUAGCAGCCCUGUAUGUAGCAAAUGCAAAUGCUUAAAAAAAACAACAAUAUUUUGAAAAAUUAUUUGAAUGCUAUAUGAAAAAAAAAAACACAUAAUAUACCAAUUUUUAAGUUGAGGAAAGCAGCACAUUUUUACUCUCGCAUAAAAAAGUCUCUCAACUAGUAUAUUUCAUUUUUGGAAAAAUUUUCACUAAAAUCACUGGAUUGCCAAUUUACAUAUUAUUCUAUAUCUAUAAAUAAUACCAAUAUGUGCCUUCAUUAAUACUGAAAUUCAUAUAUAGGUAUCUACUUAUUACCAACAUUGUAUAUAAAACUUUGUUUGUAUUUCUAAGACAGCAAAGAGCAAUAAUUAUUGGAUUUAUUUAGAACAUAAGACUAAAGCUAUUAAUAAUAGAAUUUAACUUAACUAGUUUUACAUAAAGCUUCCAUAAUAUUCCUUAAUUUAUAGGUAUUAAAAUAUAUAUGUUUUACAGAAUAGUUUACAAGUUUGUCUACACAAAAAAAAGUUAUCAGUCCCUUGCACAUAUUUUGAUCUUAAAGUUGCUUUUAAUUUAUUUCCCAAAAUAGACAAAUAAAAAAUGUUUGAGCUCUCUGUC